Molecule: messenger RNA, 1664 nt
Organism: Linum trigynum
Lineage: Eukaryota; Viridiplantae; Streptophyta; Magnoliopsida; Malpighiales; Linaceae
Source: the annotation of a GenBank genome assembly
CAGCAAUUCUUUGGUGUGCUUAUGCUACAGGACUUGUUUCUUGCUGAUACUUUCUGCAAUCUAAAUGUUUCCAAAUUAAUAGAGUGCUUGUGUUGUGUGAAUUUUUUAUAAUCUUGUUUAUUUCUGAGGAUUACAGAUUUAUUGUCUCAUCUCAUCCGUCUUGUGUCUUUUUAAGUUAUUGUACCAAAACUUGGUUAAUAGUUGCUCGCAAGAAUGUCUCUCAGUUCCUCGCUUCUUUCUUUUCUUUUAGGCUGACUUCUCAAAGCGAAUGUUGAGUUUUGUACAGCGGAAGGGUUAAAGAGACAGCACUAGAUGUGGAACUUUGCAUCGAACUGUCUUGCUGGAAGUGUCAGUUUAAAAAGCUCAUCAAGUUCAAAGCCAAAUCAAGUCACCCCAUCUUCUGAAUACUCGGACGAUGAAGCAUCUUCAGUUGUGAGCAGAGAAGAAGGCCUGGAGUGCCCAAUAUGCUGGGAAUCCUUCAACAUUGUGGAAAACGUGCCCUACGUCCUCUGGUGUGGGCAUACCCUUUGCAAAAACUGCAUACUGGCUCUCCAGUGGGCUGUUGUGAAGUUCCCAACUUUACCAGUUCAACUCCCGCUCUUCAUCUCCUGUCCAUGGUGCAAUCUCUUGUCAUUUCGCCUGGUCUAUGGUGGAAACCUCAAGUUUCCACGCAAGAACUACUUCCUACUGUGGAUGGUUGAAAGCAAGAAUGAUGAUAGAGUCAAGACUCGUGCAUCAUCUACCUUUGAGGAUCAUCCAAAUGUCUGGGCGGUGAAUUCCAGCUUGGCUGGUCCUGGAAGUCAACAUAAUAAUCACCAUCACCAUCACCACCUGCGGCAAUCUAGGUCAAACCAUGAUGCUGUUCAUGGCAACAACACUCCUCGUUUCCUCAGUGUGGGGAGGAUAAAAUCGUCGCUACAGAAGUCGUUGGUUUUCUUUGUUCACCUUACUGCAAAGUUCCCUCUGGUCAUCAUAUUCCUUCUCAUAAUCUUAUACGCCGUACCUGCCAGUGCAGCCAUUCUGGCGCUGUACGUUCUCAUCACUGUUCUGUUUGCCAUACCGUCGUUUCUCAUACUCUAUUUUGCUUAUCCCAGUUUGGAUUGGCUUGUUAGAGAAAUCAUCACUUGAUAUCAUUGUAUUUGUCAGCUACUUCAUAAUUGGACGAUUUCACGAGCCUCAGAGCUUGAACGGCCUUGUGUAUCUAUGUAGAUUAUAUAUUACCUAUUGUAAUGAAUCUCUUCUGGCUGCUCCCCAUUGGUUUAGGGUCUAUGUUGGCAGCAGAGGUACUGGAGGCAGAAGCCAUCUUCUGCACUGUACUUUCUGGUUUCUGGUCAUCUAGAGAGAUCUCUUUAUGUAAGACAAGUUUUUGGUGAUAGUGCAUUAGGUAAAUUGGUUUCUAAUAUGUGUUAUUAAUUGCUAAAUGCUAGUGCAGUCAGCUUCAGAAUCAGUGGUUUCUGUGUUAUGCUCGUCAUUACUUGCCCUUCGUCCUUUGUCACCAUCAAUGAGCAAGUGUUAACGUAGGCUGAUGCUCUCGAAUAGCCUAACGCUACGAUUUCAGGCUGUGGACUGGAUGUCCUAUAACUUCUCUAUAGAUGAUAACAACUGCAUAAAUUCAGCUGGUGGAUGUCCAUUGACUUCGUUAUAAAUGAAUGAUUGAGAUUGUG